This is a messenger RNA of Kwoniella shivajii, 348 nucleotides long. RefSeq lists its product as uncharacterized. Lineage: Eukaryota; Fungi; Basidiomycota; Tremellomycetes; Tremellales; Cryptococcaceae. Bases 1 to 348 code for a protein of 115 amino acids. Gene Ontology annotation, cellular component: mitochondrion. Gene Ontology annotation, biological process: respiratory electron transport chain. The transcript has 5 exons. The record is from RefSeq and is a predicted model, not a curated record.
AUGUCAUUUCGACCAUUUCCAUCUGCUCUCAAGCAGACAUACAGAGGAUAUGCAUCUAUACUUAAGACACCUACAGAAGCAAGCGUAGAGUUGCCCUUGAGAUUACAGGCCAUCAAAUUGUACAAAGAGUUGCAUCGACUUGGAAGGGAUUAUCCCGACCCAAAGUAUGAUUUCAACAAAAGACUUCGAAGGGCUUUUGAGAAAAACGCAAAGGUGACGGAUCCCACUCAACUGAAAAAACAACUGGAAUUAGGCGAACAUAUAAAGAAGGAGGUCAUCGCUCUUAUCUCAUUGAAGAAAUUCAGACAUCUUAGAAGGACUUAUCAUCCUAAUGAAGGACCUCGAUAA